ACUUAGGAGUCUGGGGAAAUCUGCAGGGUGUUAUAAAAUGCCAGAUGGAAGAAGUUGCUCAACUUGACUUUGGUACUGACCCAGAACCAAGGAAGGAAAUAGUCCUGUUUGAUAAACCAACAAGAGGAACCACUGUUGAGAAAUUCAAAGAAAUGGUAUAUGGUCUUUUUAAAGCAAAAUUGGGUGAACAAGGAAAUCUUUCAGAACUGGUUAAUCUCAUCCUAUCUUUUGCUGAUGGAAACAAAGAUGGUAGAGUUUCUUUGCCAGAGGCAAAAUCUGCAUGGGCACUUCUGCAGCUAGAUGAGUUUUUGUUAAUGGUGAUCUUGCAGGAUAAAGAACAUACUCCCAAGUUGAUGGGUUUUUGUGGGGAUCUCUAUGUGACUGAAAGAGUUGAAUAUACCUCCCUCUAUGGAAUCAGCCUUCCAUGGAUUAUAGAACUUUUCAUUCCCUCUGGCUUCAGAAGAAGCAUGGACCAAUGGUUCACUCCAUCAUGGCCAAGAAAGGCAAAAAUAGCUAUAGGACUUCUAGAAUUUGUGGAGGAUAUUUUCCACGGACCUUAUGGAAACUUUCUUAUGUGUGAUACAAGUGCCAAAAACUUGGGAUACAAUGAUAAGUAUGAUUUGAAAAUGAUGGACAUGAGAAGAAUUGUGCCAGAAAUUAAUUUAAAGGAAAUAAUUAAAGAUCGUCAGUGUGAGUCAGAUUUGGACUGUAUUUAUGGUACAGACUGUAGAACUCUAUGUGACCAAAGCAAAAUGAGAUGUACCACAAAAGUAAUUCAGCCAAACUUGGCAAAAGCCUGUCAGCUACUGAAAGACUAUCUGCUUCGUGGUGCUCCUUCCGACAUCCACGAAGAACUAGAAAAACAGCUGUACUUGUGUAUUGCCCUUAAGGUCACAGCAAAUCAGAUGGAAAUGGAGCAUUCUUUAAUACUCAAUAACUUAAAAACUUUACUGUGGAAGAAAAUUUCCCAUACAAAUGACUCUUAGCUUCACCACCAGCAGAAGAUAAUACUGAUGCCUGCCACUAGAGGUGGCCUACAGCAUUUGAUAAAAACGAUCUGCAGCGUUUUUUAAAGACGUUUCUUUACUCAGAUUUCAUGAACAGUGCUCUAACUCCUUGCCCUUCAGUCGGUACCUUUGUGACAGGGCUUCUCAAAGAAUGAACGUGCCACUGAAUGAUCGGGCAGAGGCCAGAAGCACUUCUGGUGUUCCAGUGCUGUGUUACGGAAACAAACCCUGCAUGCUUGACUGUUUCUGUGCACUUUGUCAGACCUUGAACAGGAUGAAAGUAUUCACUGUGCCACCACAUCAACUGAUGGAACAUCUUAAGAGUCUGUGAAGAUCAUUGCUCACUUGUGAAAUAUCUGCAACAGAUUUUUAUCUGAAGUAGUUUUAAGAAGAACCAUUACUGCAAAUAUUGCGUCUGAGUCCAAGCUGCUUUUGUGAAUAAACUGAACUGUGAGAUAGAGGUUUCCUAAUACCUUGGCAUGGCAGAAUUUGCACAUUAAUAAUUUUUAAACUGUGGAAAAUUUUGACUUUUAUUCUUGAACUGACAGGUUGUAAUAUUGAGACUUAAAUCAUUCUGUUUACACCUUGUUACCUCAUGCUUACAUCUUGAAUGUUUAAGUAGUUCAACACUUUUUAAGUCCUUAUAGAGUGAACGAUGUUGGGAGCCAAGACUUUUAGAAUGUUAUUCCUUAAAAUCAUGCAUAUACACUAGCAGCAAUAUCACCAUCUCUUUCAAGAACUGUAGAUUAUCAUACUUCACUUGAAACCUUUAACCCAAAUUAAGCUGUAGCAAAAAUUGAGACGUAAGGAGUUUGUGGAUUGAGCUAUUUCAUGAGAACAGAAGCAAAUUAAUGUUUAAAACUGAUAGCAGAAGUGUCCUAACAGUUAAAAAAUGAACCUUGUAUAGUGAGGGAACCUGCUGUAUGACAUGUGAAACAAGUAAUAGUUGCAGAUCAAGUCUUGACUCUGCUGUUCCUCCAAAUUUAGCUGCAGAUGAAAUCCUCUUGAAUUAUUACUGUAAGUAUGCAAGCUCGAGCUGAACUGUAGGACAGAAGCAGGAUUGUUCAGGAUCAUGGAAUAUUGCUUACAUGGGAGCCUAGGAGAUAGUAACAGCUAGCAAUGACAUGGGACGUAACACGCUACUGCUCACUUAGUGUUUUUUUUCUAGUGGCAUCUACGAGUCAUUAAGUCCCAAGUCAUGAGUAAAUAAACACCAUCUGAUCCUGGCACUCCACAGGGUAUGACCACUGUUACCACCUCUACCUGCAUCCCUGUUGUUCCUCAGAUUUACAUCUAUGUUCACAAUUAUGCAGAAUUGGAUGUCCAUAAAACACCUUAGUACUGUCCUCAAUACUUACCUGUUAAUGUAUAAAUUAUACAUUAAUACAUUAAUGACUUUAAUGGCAGUCAUCUGUAUAUGUCUCUACUGGCCCCUUAAUUCAUUUUCAGCAUAGGAAAAAAUAAGCUUUAUUUAAAUAUUUGAAAGGUUGGUAAGUGCUUUAAGUGUGCUCUACUGAAUGCCUUCCUUGAAUGGCUAAACUGAAGAACAGGACCAACAUAGAGUCAUUUCUCCGUACCAUAUGUAAUAGUACAUAGCUUGGGUUAAGAGCAUACUGUUUUGUAAACAUCAGCUUUUUAGUUUAAGAAUUACUAUGCUAAUGCGAUCUGUUGUCUCUAACUUGAUCAUGUCUUCCCACCACAAGCUAGUAAGUAUUUGUAGCCAGCAAUGCACUCAGAUGUAAAGUGGUCAUGUCCUUGGUGGAAAAAUCUUGACUGUAACUGCUACUAGAUUUUGGGCAGAGAAGGUUAUUGAAUCCAAAAAGAUGUUGGGUAUUUUAAACACCUGGAGAACAUGUUUAAUAGUGCAGUUUGUACAGAACCUUCAUUUUUAUUCCUGUUGCAUCAACUUUGAGCUUUCAUUGGAUUCCCGCCCCCGUUUGUUUACAAUAAAUCACAGGCCUUUCUCUUUCAA
Phalacrocorax carbo (great cormorant) is the source of this 2979-nucleotide messenger RNA. The record is from RefSeq and is a predicted model, not a curated record. NCBI's taxonomy places the organism in Eukaryota, Metazoa, Chordata, Aves, Suliformes, Phalacrocoracidae.